AUGGAGAGUAUCUCACCUGGUGUCCGCUUGGUUGCACAACCAGUUUGGCGGAGCGACCAACACUACGUGUGCUCGAAAGAUUACUGGCAGCUCCGCCAAGCUGGUCGCACCACCACUAUUUCGUAUUGGGCUCUAUGGUGUUUCACUCACUCGGCCGCCAGUCGUGCUGCUAACGACGCGAUAAUUCUGAAUAUGUCAACUCAUUUGCUUUUUAGUUUGCAAACGUGCAUGAUGGAUAAUUUCGAUACUGAAAUAUUUAUUAUUGAUAUUCAAAAUAGACCAUCAAUUUGGGAUAGUUCCUCAGCAGAUUACUCUAAUAGAGAUUUGAAGAAGAAAUGUUGGGAAGAAAUUGUAGAUUUAUAUGGAGGAGAGGGGCAAACAGUUGAACAAAAAAAAGACUUAGAUAAGUAA
This is a messenger RNA of Acanthoscelides obtectus, 411 nucleotides long. NCBI's taxonomy places the organism in Eukaryota, Metazoa, Arthropoda, Insecta, Coleoptera, Chrysomelidae. The record is from the annotation of a GenBank genome assembly.